AUGUGUAUGAAAAGACCAACAUCACCAAUAGACUCAGCAUCUAUACAAGAUACAUAUGUGAUAAAUCCAAGACGAAAUGAUAUAAUUCCAUCCAUACCAAUUCUAAUCGAUGCCCCAAGUGAACCACAAAUAGAUCUCAAAUCUGACUUAAAACAACCAUACUACGAUGAUAUUGAUGAUGAUGACAAUAUGAAUGAAAAGAGAGAUUUUAAAUUAGAUGAAGAAGAAUAUCUCCUCGGUACUACUCCAUUGCCAACUCCAACUAUUUCAAAAUCAAAUACGAAACGAAAUCAACUUAUAGUUAAUCUCAUGACUAUUUUAAUUAAUUCAUUAAUAAUGGGAUUUCUUCUUUACAGGAGAUAUUAUUCCAAUUAG
Molecule: messenger RNA, 375 nt
Organism: Scheffersomyces coipomensis
Lineage: Eukaryota; Fungi; Ascomycota; Pichiomycetes; Serinales; Debaryomycetaceae
Exons: 1
Coding region: 1-375 (124 amino acids)
Source: RefSeq, a predicted model, not a curated record